Acanthoscelides obtectus is the source of this 437-nucleotide messenger RNA. The record is from the annotation of a GenBank genome assembly. Lineage: Eukaryota; Metazoa; Arthropoda; Insecta; Coleoptera; Chrysomelidae.
UCACUGUCACUUCAGACCUGACAUUCGCUUGAAUUUGAAGGAUUAAUCCGAUUUGAAAAUAAAUUUUGUAGUUUUCAAAAACAUACCAAAGCAUGGCCGAAGGGGAGCCAAAAGAGAAAACAGAAGAUACUAAAAAAGUGGUGCACACAUAUCCUCUAAUAAGGCAUUCAGAUAUGCCUGAAGAAACGAAAAUAGAAUCCAUGGAGUUAGUUGUAACAGCCUGCGAGAAACAUUCUUCAAAUAAUGAGGCAGCAGCAAGAAUGAUAAAAGAAGAAAUGGACAAAAAAUUUGGACCUCCAUUCCACGUUGUAGUUGGUGAAGGCUUCGGUUUCGAGAUAUCUUACGAGUGUUCAAACUUACUCUAUAUGUUCUUUGGAGGAAAUCUAGCCAUAUGUAUUUGGAAAUGUUAAUGCGUCCGAAAUGGUUUUAUUUUUUAU